ACUUCCACAGAUUCAGUACAGCCAGCUGAUCUGAGAAUAUUUCUGGUGGGGAAGACUGGAGCAGGGAAGAGUGCAACAGGAAACACCAUCCUGGGGACAGGUGCCUUUACAGAAGAGGCCUCCUUUGUGUCUGUAACUGAAAAAUGUGAGAAACAGAGAGGAGUGGUGGAUGGGAGGAAGAUUGAUGUCAUCGACACCCCGGGGCUCUAUGACACAACAAUGUCUCAAGAAGAGAUGAAAAGUGAAAUAGAAAAGGCCAUCUACAUGUCAGUUCCAGGACCCCACGCCUUCCUGCUGGUGAUCAGACUGGGGAGGUUCACAGAGGAGGAGAGGAACACUGUGAAGUGGAUCCAGGAGAACUUUGGAGAAGAAGCCUCAAAAUACAUCAUAGUGCUGUUCACUGGUAAAGAUCAGUUGAAGGGGAAAACAGUUGAAAAGUGUCUGAAACCUUGUGUUGCACUUACCAGACUGAUCCAAAGCUGUUUGGGAAGGUACCAUUGUCUCAAUAAUGAUCAGAGGGAUGACCGUCUUCAGGUCAAACAGCUGCUGAGGAAGAUAGAAGAGAUGGUGGCAAUAAAUGGAGGAGAGCACUACACCAAUGAGAUGUACCAGGAGGUUCAGAAGAAGUUGAGAGAGGAGGAGGAGAGAAAGAAACAGGAGAUGGAGGAGGAGAGGAGGAGAAGGGAGGAGGAGAUACAGGAGCAAGAAAGGAGGAGACAGGAGGAAGAACGGUGGAGACGGGCUAAAGAAAAAAUUAAGAAAAUAUUAGUUUUAUCUUCAGUAACAGUUGGGACUGCAGCACUUAUUGCUGCUGAAACAGCAGUGGUUGUGGUAGCAGGACACAUUCUGUUGUCUGGGGCAGCUGUAUAUAGUAUAGUAUCUUGGGUAAAGAAGAGAAGACAGUAAAAAACAGAAGUAUGUUUUCUGCCCAGUGACCACAGAUGGAAAUUAGCUACUGUAUACAGAAGCCGGUACAAUACUUAUGCUAUUAACGUUAAGUAUGGUCCUUGAUGAAUUAAUAAACAAAGUAAGUUAAAAAUAA
Molecule: messenger RNA, 1042 nt
Organism: Salvelinus sp. IW2-2015
Lineage: Eukaryota; Metazoa; Chordata; Actinopteri; Salmoniformes; Salmonidae
Product: GTPase IMAP family member 7-like
Exons: 1
Molecular function (GO): GTP binding
Source: RefSeq, a predicted model, not a curated record